UCCUCUGUCUCUCUCUCUCUCUCUCUGCUCAGACAGCAUCAGGGCUGAAGCCAAAUGUGGGAUAUGGGUACACGUUUAACCUGUUUCAGUCUGCUGUACUGUAAUGGCAGAGAGAGAGAUCGAAAAGGUUAGAGAGUGAGAGAAAAUGUGCUUAACUUUGGAUUUUGGUCUGUGGGCUGCUGAAAAGAGAAAUUAAACUGGAAACUGAAUGUGAUGUUCUUCUUUACAGCCAGAACAAACUGUGUUCAAGUUUGAAAAGGAAAUAUGAGAUAAAGUACCAAGAGGAGUGAGAAAACCAGAAGUAACUAAGUCAAACAUGAAGGAUCUCGGAUUCAGCAAGUUUAAGUAUCAGAGGUCAAAAGAGGAAGAUGAUGUUAGUUAUACUGUUAUUGUUGAAAACAGUUCAAAUGAAGCUCAGACAGAAUUCUGCAAUAAUCACCUGGCUGAACAACCACACUUAGUAGCUGAUACAUGGCAGAAUACAAAGAAAACAGUUGUGAAGAAGAAAGCAAACUUCUGGAAGCCUGCACUGUAUAUCCUAUUAACUGUUUGCUCUCUUCUAAUAACCGUAUGUGUAGCAGUUAAAGUAUCACAGAUGAAGAAACAAAUUCUGCAGGAUGGCAAUUGCUCAUUAAGUGAAGCAAACAGAAGAAUGGAAAAUGCAGGUUAUUCUGGCAUUGUACCUGCAUCACAGGUAGAGACGUCUGCAGCAAAGACUACUGUUCAGAAACAAUUGGAUGCAAUAGCUUUCCUUGUGAACAUUACUGGAUGUUAUUUGGCAAACGUGGAGACUAGCUUCCAGCAGCUGUCCAAAAGAUCUGAUGAUACGAUGACAUUGGUACAGGAGAUUCAAGAUGUGACUGUGUCUUUGAAAAUGUGUUACAGUCAGCUUCAGCUUCUGGUAGAGGAAAUCAGAAGAGCGAUGGAUGCAUUGCAGAACAAAAUGGAAACUGAGCUUAACCACCAGUUAGUGAAUAUGUCUGAAUGCAUUGAGGCUUUGAAGAAAAAAUCUGCAGAACCUAACACUGAACGAUGUGCAACAGUUCAGAGUAAAGUCACUGAGAGUCAGAAUACAUCAGAUCUGGAGAAACAGCAAACUGUGAGGAAAAACACUGAAAGUAGCUUAACAGUUCAAAAGGAAGCUACUGAGAAUCUGGAGAGAGAAACCUGGAUGUCUGUGCAGACAGCUGAGAGGCAACAACCACCAACAAUAACAACAGUAAUACCAAGCAAGUCUCCAGCGACAGCCGUUUCCAAUGAAAUCAGUGUACGACUUGUUGGUGCGUCUUCACGUAACCAGGGUCGAGUGGAAGUGCUUUAUGGAGGAGAAUGGGGAACCAUAUGUGAUGAUAACUGGGAUAUUAAAGACGCUGAUGUCAUCUGUAAAAUGCUGGGCUAUAAAAGUGCUGCUACAGUUCAUUUAAAAGCCUACUUUGGGCAGGGUAACGGACCUGUCUGGAUGGACGAGGUGUUAUGCUCUGGCAGUGAAGCUUCUAUUGCUGAUUGCAAGUUUCAUGGAUGGGGCCUAUCUAACUGCAACCACAAAGAAGAUGCAGGAGUGACUUGCAAACUGUGAUUUUCAUGUGAUACAGAUAGAUUGGCGCUGAUGAAUUAAUGCUGUUGAGCUUUUUCCGGAAGUCACCUGUUAAGAUGCAAUUGAACAUCAGGGCCUAAACCUACUUAUCACUUCACAGUUGUUUUCUUAAUGCUUAGGUCAUUUUUCUCCUCUGCAUGGCAUUGAACUGGUAAUUUAUGUGACACAGUAAAAUGAAGAAUGUACCCUGCUGUUUAAAUGUCAGGUUGAUGACAGCAUUGUAGGCAUCCCAUAUACUUAUAUCUCUUUCCUAGUACUGCUACUGUCCCUUUCAUUUGACUGAGGAAAUAUUUUUCAACAUGUUUACUCUGAUAUCUAUCAGUCUUCUGGAAGCUUUCUGUUUUUCUGAAGUUAAUACAAGGAUGCUAGUUAUAGGAGAAAACAAAGUCUGGGUGAAAUUUAAGGACUAUAUAACAGGCAUUGCGUUUAUGGACAUGCAGCUAAUCUAUAUACAGUCAGAACUGUCAAAACUCAGCACUGGAAAAAACAUUAGUAGGCUUUCCUUCAUGAAAAUUAUUAAAAUACUGUUUUCUAAAUUAGCCCAUGACAAAAAAAAAAAAAAAAUUAGUGUGCAUUUUUGCAGGAAAUUAUGUAUUUUUAAAUUGACAAAUUCAAAGAUCAAGAAUGUCCAUUAUUCACUUUCUGGAGCUUUAGUAUAACAUAAAUACAGUAUAGCAGAAAAAUA
Protopterus annectens (West African lungfish) is the source of this 2279-nucleotide messenger RNA. RefSeq lists its product as uncharacterized. Bases 317 to 1576 code for a protein of 419 amino acids. The record is from RefSeq and is a predicted model, not a curated record. The transcript is spliced from 7 exons. Lineage: Eukaryota; Metazoa; Chordata; Ceratodontiformes; Protopteridae. Gene Ontology annotation, cellular component: membrane.